Messenger RNA from Adineta steineri, 1082 nucleotides. The record is from the annotation of a GenBank genome assembly. NCBI's taxonomy places the organism in Eukaryota, Metazoa, Rotifera, Eurotatoria, Adinetida, Adinetidae.
AUGAUAAAGUCGCUAGCUUUUCUUAUCCUUUUAAACUACUUAUUCUACUUGUGUGAUUGCGGAACACUGCCAACUUCACAAGCAACUGAACAAACACUGAUAACAGGCUUGUUAAGUACAUAUAAUAAAAUUAUAAGACCAAAUACUACAGUAUCUGUUGAUAUCACUGCUGCACUACAACAAAUUGUGGCUAUAGAUGAAAAACAACAAACAAUGACAACAAGUUUAUUUAUUUCACAAACUUGGGUGGAUAGUCGAUUAUCAUGGACACCUAGUUCAAACGGUAAUAUCGAUGUAGUUAUGCUGCCAGUUACAAGUUUAUGGAUACCAGAUACAAUGAUAUUGAAUUCAGCAGAUUCAAGUGGUUAUCUCACAGUGAGUACUUAUAGUUUGGCAUCCGUUGAAAGCUCCGGCCAGGUAUAUAUGAUAUUACCCGCAUUAACGGUAAAAACAAGAUGUAAUUUUAAUGUUCAAUAUUUUCCAUUCGAUAAACAAGUAUGCAGCAUCAGUUUAACAUCAUGGAGUCAAGGAUCUAGUAGACUAGUAUAUACAGAAAAUAGUACUGCAGUAAUUGAUAUUAGUGGAUAUACCGAACAUCCUUUAUGGAAACUGAAUGGAACAGAUAUGAUUGUAGUUCGAUCAGAAGAUAGAUCACCAUUUGAAGAUAGCUUUGUUGACGUCAUAACAAUACAAUUAUAUUUACAAAGAAAACCAUUGUAUUUUAUCAUGAAUGGUAUAUUUGCAUGUUGGAUAUUAAAUUGUGUUACUUUGCUAUCAUACACAUUACCCUUUGGAUCGCAAAUUGGUCUAUGUAUGACAUGUUUUAUGACCUAUUCUGUUUAUUCAUUGAAUUUUUCCAAUCUAUUUCCACAACAAUCUCAAUAUUUAAUGAUGAUUACAUUAUACUUUUUAUUAUCAAUAUGUUGGACCUUAAUAUCAAUGAUAUGGUUUGUCAUAUGUAAUCACUUUAUAUCAAAAGCUGAAAUGCCAAAGUUUCUUUAUAUUUUUGCUGGACUAUUGCAAAAAAAAGUAUUUCUUUUUUGCUUUCCACCGCCCAAAGAUGACAAGAAAAAAGAUGUUAU